Molecule: messenger RNA, 1427 nt
Organism: Gadus chalcogrammus (walleye pollock)
Lineage: Eukaryota; Metazoa; Chordata; Actinopteri; Gadiformes; Gadidae
Exons: 9
Coding region: 405-1427 (340 amino acids)
Source: RefSeq, a predicted model, not a curated record
GAUCACUCUUGACUCAGCCCAUGAGCAAGGCAUUGCCUGAAUGCAGAGCCACCAUAGGAACGUAGGCCUGUGUGUUCAUUCCGGUGAAAUGCGACCAAAGGUGAAGAAUAAUAUGUUUCCCCCUGCCCAUGUAUAGAGGUGGUGGCUCUGUGAACGGUGAUCUUGCUGUCCGCAGUGAGAUCUGCUCGGUCCAGCAGAGUAAUGGUGGUCCAUCUAUUGGAUUAAGGGAGGGAUUUCAACCCUGGUUUUAAUCUGUGGAGACAGCAGGCUACCGGGAAAGCUGUCAUCUGUCUCGGGUCUCUGGCCGUCACUCUGUGCACUGUUUCCCGAACGCCACGUUUACGACAAUACGGUGGAAUACGAGCGCGAGAGAGAUAGGGAGGGAGAGACCAUAGUGGUGCAAGAUGAAUCUCUUCUGCUUUUCACUGGAGGGCUCCAUUGACAGCCUGUAUGAGGCGGUGCAGAGCUCCGGGGACGGGGCCGCCCUCGCCGUGCCCAGCCGUCACUCCAGCCACUCCUGCAGCCGCUCCUCCAGCCCUGGGGUGCUACGGGAGGACAGCAGCCGCUGGAAGGGGACUGGGAGGUCUAUCUCCAUGGAGAUAUCUCAGAUGCAUGGGACCACUGCUAAAAAGAAGAAACGAAGAACGCACGCAUCCAAAUCAGCAUCAGAUGUCAAAGCCCUCGAUAACCCCUGCGGUAAUGCUGCUGCCUGGCCGGCUUCCAUGAGCCAAGAAGAUUUAGCCCACGUUACAAACAGUCAGGAUGAAGGGCCGGGGAAGUCCAGGCGUAGGACGGACGCUAAAGGAGCCAAUGGAAGCCGCCCGCCGGGCGCCAAGAGGAAGGAUAAACCGCUCCCCCAGGCUGGUGUGUUUGAGAGAAGGAGGCUGAGUGAGGACUGGUGUGGCAGCCUCCAGAGAGAGCCUAGCGUCCAUGCUAACGGCGUGGCCACAGAGCCCAGAUCAGCUGCUAAAAGAGGCCACAAACCUGGGAAGAAGGUGGUCGGGAAGGCUGGUAAAGAGGGUAGCAGGAGGUGUCACAGCAAUACAGGCUCCAUGUGCGCCGCCACACAGGCAGCUCCCUCCUCAGACGACCCAUACAGGACCUACCCAGGCAAGGCCUCCACGCUGCCUGUCCAGAAGACCAGCAGCACCCACCCCCAUCACCCCCAGAACCCCCAGCAGCGGCUGGGCACCGUGGCCGGGAGCAGCCCAGCCUGGUCGGACGUCAAGCACACCUGCUGCAGGCCGCUGGCGGACUACCGACCCCACUCCGGAGACUUUACGGCGUCUUGUGGGAGGGAGUGGGAGGAGACAGCAGACCAGGAGGCGGGGGAGAAGGCUCUAUCGGGCCCUCGGGGGCCACCGCGAGUGCGCCGAUCCUCCACUGAUACAGACCUGACGGAUCCUAAUGUAAGUGGCCUUUUAUGA